UGUCUUGGCUUGGCUGGUCCAGCUGGCUUAAAAUGGCAGGAUUGCUUGCUGUGUGGCUGUGUCAUGAGUGUGGAGUCAUGUAGCUCCAGGACUCUUCAGAGGAGGGGAAGUGGGGAACUCUGCCUUGGUCCUUAAUGAAGGCCACCUCCACCCCAUCUAAAGCCAGAUGGAGUUUAAUGAUUGCUUCAGUCUGACCUACCCUCACAAGCCACACCCAGGGGACUUGAUUGAAGUGUUCCGUCCCGGCUAUCAGCACUGGGCACUGUACUUGGGUGAUGGCUACGUCGUCAACAUUGUACCUAUAGAUGGCAUUCCUUCGGCUUUCACAAGCGCCAAGUCUGUGUUCAGCACAAAGGCCUUGGUGAAAAUGCAGCUCUUGAAGGACGUGGUGGGAAAUGACACGUACAGAAUAAAUAACAAGUAUGACACAACCUACCCCCCUCUCCCUGUGGAGGAAGUGAUACAACGGUCAGAGUUCGCUAUUGGGCAGGAGGUAGCCUAUGACUUACUGGUCAACAACUGUGAGCACUUUGUGACCCUGCUCCGCUACGGAGCAGGGGUGUCAGAGCAGGCCAACCGAGCAAUAAGCACCGUUGGGGUGGUGGCCGCUGCCAUUGAUGUCUUUACAUUCCUUGGCUUGUUUCCAAAGAGAGGGAGAACCAAAUAUUAGCGGUUAAUUGAAGAGAUUGGAAUUGAAGACAUUUGUGAGGAGAAAGUAAAACCCUGCAGUGAACACUUAUUUUGAAGGCAUCAUUAUUGCUCCUGAGCCCCAUGAUGGAUGGCAGACUCUGCAAUAAAUUGCUUGCUGAUUUUAAUCUU
This is a messenger RNA of Acomys russatus (golden spiny mouse), 819 nucleotides long. RefSeq names its product phospholipase A and acyltransferase 1 (gene Plaat1). Gene Ontology annotation, cellular component: cytoplasm. Bases 167 to 670 code for a protein of 167 amino acids. The transcript has 4 exons. Lineage: Eukaryota; Metazoa; Chordata; Mammalia; Rodentia; Muridae. Gene Ontology annotation, biological process: N-acylphosphatidylethanolamine metabolic process. The record is from RefSeq and is a predicted model, not a curated record. Gene Ontology annotation, molecular function: glycerophospholipid phospholipase A1 activity; A2-type glycerophospholipase activity.